Westerdykella ornata is the source of this 845-nucleotide messenger RNA. RefSeq lists its product as uncharacterized. The record is from RefSeq and is a predicted model, not a curated record. NCBI's taxonomy places the organism in Eukaryota, Fungi, Ascomycota, Dothideomycetes, Pleosporales, Sporormiaceae. Bases 6 to 542 code for a protein of 178 amino acids. The transcript is spliced from 2 exons.
CCACUAUGCCUCUCUACAACGCCCCCUCAGGCCCCAUCAAAUACCCGGACAGCAAAUCCCUCUACCCAACCCUCCCGCGCGUCUCCCUCGCCCAAGCCCUCGGCAUCGGCGUCUCCGCCGGCAUCCUAGGCGCCAUAACCAUGGUCGGCACCUCCAAAAUCGAACAAUUCUUCACCCACCGCCCCGCAUCCUACGUCCCCGGCCGCACAAUCGCCACGCACUUCGGCCUCUCGGAUUUCUACUCGCGCCACCCGGACAUCUUGAACCAUGUGCAUCACGUCGGGAUGGGGAUCCUGGGCGGCAUCGUGCGCGCCGUGAUGUCGUAUUACGGCGUCAUUGGGCCGGUUGCGACGUUCUUGCAUUUGGGGUUGCGGGUGAUGAUGGAUCAGGCGGUGGAGAUGACGGCGGGCGUGAGUGAUUGGCCGUGGACGUGGCCGAUUAAUGAGCAGGUGAUUGAUCUGGGGCAUAAGGGGUGCUAUGCGGUCGUCGUGGGAUAUUUGUGUGAUAGGUUGGUGAGGGGCGUGGAUUGGUUCAAUUACUGAGGGAGGACUGGGAGACUGGGAGAAGAGGUGAAUGGGCGGCGGAGAGUGAGACUGCGUCCGGUACGAAUUCAGUUCUUGAAGUGUUCUACGCAAAAUGUUGAGGAGCGGAAAAGGGCGAUGUCCAGGUGUCUGGGUAUGUGGAUGGCAACAUUAUCACCUAGGGAACAACAACACAUUGUAAAUAGGCAACUGGCAGUUGAAGGGUAAGGGGUAUAUGCAUUUUUAGUCUUCCGAAGCCCGAAAAGGGAAAGAGGCGCCCCAGAGAAGCGCCAAUACUGAAGGUAAACAAAAUCCAAAUCUUAU